UUCCACAGCAUCCGAACCCCCCCAGGCUGCGCAUAUUCCAUUAAUUUUCUCUCCAUUCUCUCCAACGUCGAUAGUAUCUCCCUCCUCAAUCCAAUUUACUAUAUCCCCGGACUUGCGCAUCACUGUCUAGCCACCGCACACCAAUCAGCCUAAUGAACUGAACCCCCUCGAAGGGCGAAGCGCGCCCGAUCACAGUCGCCAUGGCUGUAGAAUACGACCUCAUCCCCCUCUCUGACUUCGACGACAUAGACUCCGCGCGCUAUAAGUCCAAGCACUGGGCUCGACGUCGGCGAUGUUCCCCCGCCCUCCACCUCUUCCGCAGAACCCCGCGCCUAUUUAGGCCCGUCUACCUCAUCAUCGCAUUCUUUGCCUUCCUCAACUGGCAGAUCAUCUUCAACGCCUCGUACCAAAGCCCUCCGCCAUUCACCAUCCCCCGCGAAGGGAACGUAUACAUCGCCGCGAACAUCAUCAAUGCGGACCUCAUAACGGGUGCUUGGGGCGACUCACUCAACGACUUGGUGGAUUUGAUUGGGAAGGACAGGGUCUAUGUGUCCAUAUACGGCGGCCCGUCCGCUGCGCUCAAGACCCUCGAGAGCAAGCUGGACUGCGACAACAGUCUCGUAUCCGAAGAAGACGACCCUAUAGACCUGGACACUCUCCCACACAUUACCCUCUCGAACGGUAAACAAAAAACCAAGCGAAUCACAUUCUUGGCAGAAGUGAGGAACAGGGCACUGGAGCCACUGAAUACCCUGGACAAGAAGUUUGACAAGGUGCUGUUCAUCAAUGACGUAUUCUUCUCAGCAGCCGGUGCAGCGAGGAUCUUGUGGGGCACCAAUGUCAACGCCCAGGGUGUGUCGGAAUACAAAGCCGCAUGCGCAAUGGACUUCAUCAACAGCUGGAAAUACUACGACACCUUCGCGACGAGAGACUUCGAAGGCUAUAGUAUGGGACUGCCGAUCUAUCCGUGGUUCUCGAGUGAAGGAAAUGCAGUCAGCAGGAGGGAUGUGCUGGCGGGCCUCGACGCUGUCCGAGUCAAGAGUUGCUGGGGCGGCAUGGUCGCGUUCGAUGCGCGGUAUCUUCAGCGCGACCUUUCGUCUACGACCAAGACCAGAGCGACGCGUGAGAAGCCCAAGAACUUGUCUUCAAGGAAAGUCGAGCCUCCGAAGCUGCCGAUCCGCUUCCGCUCGGAGCCAGAACCUUUCUGGGACUCUAGCGAGUGUUGUCUCAUCCACGCUGAUAUUAUGGCUGCCACGCCGUUCCAAGCUCCGUCCAAAGAGCUUAGUAAGACAUACGGCGAUGGGAUCUUUAUGAAUCCUUAUGUGCGCGUGACAUACGACGCGAGCACAUAUAAUUAUCUCUGGCUAGCGCAGCGCUUUGAGAGGCUAUUCAGGGGACCCCAGUCGAUCAUCAACAGCAUUGCGAAGCUGCCAAGAUACAACUACAGGAGGGCAGAGGCAGAAGGUGAUAUAGUUGAUGAUAGGGAGUGGGUCCCGAAUACAACAUCUCGCACUCGAAGUGAUGUCGGAGAGAGCUCUUGGCAAUCCUCGGAGAUGGCAAGUAGCAGAGUGAAGCGUGGCUCCACGGAGGCAGCGAAGGGAAAGGAGUAUUGGGAUAAAAAGGGGCAUUACGUCGACGUGAAGAGAGAGGCGACGCGGGGUGCGUACUGUGGGGUCAGAUCACUAUUGGUGCUGAAAGAGAGCAAAGGGGAAGGGGAAGGGAACUGGGACACCAUGCUUGACGAGGUGCCACCCUUGGAGAACUGAUGUUAGUUUCCUGGGGAUUUAUUACGCGGACUCGGUCCCAUCUGGGGAUUGGGUUGUAUUUGGACAUGGCGUUAACCAGCGAUAUGUGGAAUAUUGUACAUGAUAUAUGGAGGAACUUGUAACUAAGUUGUUAAUACAGGCCAUGCGAACCAUUUGCCGUGGUAGUUUUCGUCGUAUAUAAUAAUCAACCAUUGUAUAUAGCUAUGAAUAGAGCCAAAAGACAUUGUGCCUCGGAAAGAGGGUUAUAUUCUCAGAUGGC
This is a messenger RNA of Pseudogymnoascus verrucosus, 2025 nucleotides long. RefSeq lists its product as uncharacterized. NCBI's taxonomy places the organism in Eukaryota, Fungi, Ascomycota, Leotiomycetes, Thelebolales, Thelebolaceae. The transcript has a single exon. The record is from RefSeq and is a predicted model, not a curated record. Bases 201 to 1766 code for a protein of 521 amino acids.